AAAACAUUCCUUAAUAAAUGCCGAAGGUGGCGCCUGAGCGCAGAAUGAGAACCGGAUUGUUCCAUCCUUCUAAUUUAUUCCGGUGUUAGACAGCCACUUGCCUGUUCAUAUCAUUUGAAGUCGUCUGCAUCCCUUCACCUUCUUUAGUCUGCUUGCUUUUGGAAGCAAAAAUGGGAAACGAGAACCAAAGAGAGUUGAAUAAACCUCUUCUGUCAUAUUCUUGUAGCCCCGAAGAUGGGUUGCGAGAAAGAACGAUUGAUGCAAGAAGAGAGAUCUUGUUGGAGGUAAAGAGGCAGCUAUGGCUGGCCGGGCCGCUUAUUUCGACGAGCGUCCUUCAGUUCUGUCUGCAACUCGUAUCUGUCAUGUUUGUUGGUCACCUGGGUGAGCUUUCACUUUCCUCUGCUUCCAUGGCCACUUCAUUUGCUGGUGUCACUGGUUUCAGUUUGUUGUUAGGAAUGGGGAGUGCUCUGGAUACAUUAUGUGGGCAGGCCUAUGGAGCAAAACAGUACCACAUGUUAGGUGUGCAUAUGCAAAGAGCCAUGCUUGUUCUACUGCUUGUUAGCAUCCCCAUUGCUUUUGUAUGGGCUUCCACAGAACCAAUUCUCUUGGCUUUUGGUCAAGACCCAGAGAUUUCAGCAGCAGCAGGUGUAUAUGCUCGAUGGAUGAUCCCAAGUAUCUUUGGUUAUGGCCUCCUGCAAUCCCAUGUUCGGUUCCUCCAGAUGCAGAACAUUGUCUUUCCUAUGGUGAUUAGCUCUGGCAUUGCUGCCUUGUUGCACGUUCUGCUUUGCUGGUUGCUGGUUUUCAAAUCUGGGCUUGGUCAAAGAGGUGCUGCGUUGGCAAACUCAAUAUCUUCUUGGAUUAACACACUACUUUUGGCACUUUUUGUCAAAUUCUCAGUGGCAUGUAAGAAAACGUGGACUGGUUUCUCCAAAGAAGCUUUGCAAGAUAUUCCUAAUUUCAUUCGACUGGCCAUUCCUUCGGCUUUGAUGGUUUGCUUGGAGUUCUGGUCAUUCGAAAUGAUAGUUCUUUUGUCUGGUUUGCUGCCUAAUCCAAAGUUGGAGACUUCAGUGCUAUCAAUCUGCCUUAAUACGGCCUCAUUGCUUUGGAUGGUCCCUUUUGGCCUUGGAGGGGCUAUAAGCACCAGAGUUUCCAAUGAAUUGGGUGCAGGGAAGCCUCAAGCUGCACGUUUGGCAGUACGUGUUGUAGUGUUCAUGGCUGUUGCAGAGAGUCUGAUCAUAGGCGUAACAAUGAUAUUAGUACGUAACAUAUGGGGAUACUUGUAUAGUAGUGAAGGCAGAGUGGUCAAAUAUGUCUCUGUCAUGAUCCCCUUACUUGCUGCAUCCAACAUAGCAGAUGGAACCCAAUGUGUACUUUCAGGUGCUGUCAGAGGGUGCGGAUGGCAGAAGAUUGGUGCAUUCGUAAACCUGGGGGCAUAUUAUGUUGUUGGUCUUCCUUGUGCUGUUUGUUUUGCCUUUCUCUUGCAUGUUGGUGGAAAGGGACUUUGGUUGGGAAUCAUGUGUGGGCUGCUUGUGCAAGCUUUGCUGCUUCUUACCAUCACAGUAUGCACCAACUGGGAUGAAGAGGCAAGAAAAGCAAGGGAUAGAGUUUAUAACUCCAUUUUGCCUACAGAUUUGAGUUCGUAGUCACUAUCGGCUAUUCGGUUAUUUAAAAUUCAGAGAGGAUAAAGGCAGCAACGGAAGAGCUUACAGCUCCUUUUUGCCUGCAGAGCUCAUGGCCAUCCAUCUGGAAAGUGGAGAUGUUGAUGUCUGUGGACAGCCUAUCACACGUACUUAGCUAAAAGUGAAUGUAUAACAGCUGCCAUCUCCGCACAUGGUUUUAAGCUCUUUUUGUUAAUAAAGCUUGUACUAAGGAGAAUAGCAUAGAUUUAUGUGAACUUGACCUUUCUACCGUUAUAUGAUUUAAUGCAUGUGUACAGCAAUGAAGGUUGUGGACGUUGACGCACCUGCAGCUUUGCUCCAUUAUUAUAUGAGAAGCACUUUCCUGAACUUACAACUGUUAUGCAAAGGGAAUUAUGAAAUAG
Nymphaea colorata (pocket water lily) is the source of this 2041-nucleotide messenger RNA. RefSeq names its product protein DETOXIFICATION 16. The transcript has 8 exons. Gene Ontology annotation, cellular component: membrane. Gene Ontology annotation, biological process: xenobiotic detoxification by transmembrane export across the plasma membrane. Lineage: Eukaryota; Viridiplantae; Streptophyta; Magnoliopsida; Nymphaeales; Nymphaeaceae. Gene Ontology annotation, molecular function: xenobiotic transmembrane transporter activity; antiporter activity. The coding region runs from base 171 to 1643 and encodes 490 amino acids. The record is from RefSeq and is a predicted model, not a curated record.